Messenger RNA from Chenopodium quinoa (quinoa), 3735 nucleotides. RefSeq lists its product as uncharacterized. The record is from RefSeq and is a predicted model, not a curated record. The transcript is spliced from 3 exons. The coding region runs from base 971 to 1786 and encodes 271 amino acids. Lineage: Eukaryota; Viridiplantae; Streptophyta; Magnoliopsida; Caryophyllales; Amaranthaceae. Gene Ontology annotation, molecular function: protein binding; transcription regulator activity. Gene Ontology annotation, cellular component: SBF transcription complex; MBF transcription complex.
AUUUAAAUAACUAAAAGGAUGGCAUGACUUUACAAAAGAAAAAUUCCAUAAACUUACUCAUUAUGUAAGAAAAUGAGCAAGUAAGGUAUCCAGCUAGGAGAAUAAAUAAAGAGGGAAGGUGAAACCAAUUUAAUAAGGAAGUCAAUUAAAACUCACAUUGUAUUUUGAGUGGCUCUUACAAAAUUUUAUUUCGAAAAAAAAAAACAAAAAAAAAAAAAUUUGUUGUUUCAUUUCAGCAAUAAAAAACAAAGUGGGAGACACGGGAACCUUAGGAAACAGGGAGGUGAUGGAUGGUAAGCUUUACGCAGCUGCCAGACAUGGCGACCUGGUAAGCUUCGUGGAAGAAGCACGAAUCAAUGAAAUAGAAAGUGGCAGAAGUGAAGAGUAUUUUCUUCAAACCAAUGCUUUUAAAGAAAAUAUCCUUCACUUAGCAAUCCAAAGUGGGCAAAAUGAAUUCAUAGAAAAAGUUUUGAAGGGCGAGGAGUUAUUGCCAAGAGCAGUAACUGAUCAGCUGAUUAAGCAGCAGGAUUUUAGGGGAGAUACCCCUCUUCAUUAUGAGGCGUGGAUGGGAAACAUCAAGUUUUUCAAGUUGCUCUUUGAAUACCAACAGGAGGCUACGGUGUUGACGCCGGUGGGUAUGGCCUUGAGUUUGCAGAACAUAGACGGCAACACACCCUUGCACCUUGCACUUAUCAAAGGCAAGGAUGAGGUAGCUACAUUGUUGGCGAAGCACUCUUCAGACCUCACUCGCGGUAGGAAAAACAAAGACGGAAACACCCCUCUUCAUGUUGCCGCAUAGGUGGGCAACACCGAUUGUUUCAAGCUGCUCCUUGAUUAUGAUCAUAAGCAGGUAGAGGUCACAAAUGGAAAUGGCAACACUCCGUUACAUGUUGCAUUUGUCAAAUUAAGGGAUGAGAUUGCUAAAUUGUUGCUGGAACAACAUCCCGAACUGGUUAGUGUAACCAACAAUAUGAAGGAGACGCCUCUUCAUCUUGCAGUCCAACAAUACCGGCAAAUCAUUCAUUUACCAAUCAAGGAGAGGAAAGCUCUAGGUUCAGCCUAUUUUGGCAUAAUAAAGUUGAUGAUAGAGAAAGAGAGUUGUAUAGCAUGCUGGCAAGAUGCAGAAGGAAGGACUCCUUUACAUAGGGCAGCAUCAAUCACCUCAACCUACACUCUACAAAUCAUUAGAUUCAUAAUUAAUAAGUGUCCGAAAUCAGUGAAGGUGCGUGAUAAUUCAAGCAAGACCAUCUUGCACCAUUUGAAAACUGUACCGAGCUACAAAGAAGCCAAAGACUUGCUUGGUGUUCCAGAAUUAUUUGGCCUGAUAAAUCAUCAAGACGAACAAGGAAACACGCCAUUACAUUUGGCUACAAUGAAUUUGAACCAUUUCUUGGUGCGAGCUCUGUUAGAUUUCUCAGCGGAACAAAGCAUUAAAAACUACGAUGGAAUCCCCGCUGGAGCUUUGAUUCAAGAACAAUCUGAGGUGAUCAUGGAGAAAAAACAAAUGACAAUGGAGGUAUGUGAAGCUACAGAAAGGGCGGAUGUAAUCUUUUUAAAAGAAAGAUUAUAUCAAUUUGGAAUGAUAUUUCUAUUCCCGCGAGAUUCCAAAAGGAGGAACAUCCUUCAUAAAUUAAUGCAGUUAAACAGCGGAAUGACUAUGUUACAUAUUGAUUUUUUUGAUUUCAUCGAACAAGUUCUUGAAAGCUUUCCAGAACUAAUCUGUCAAGUAGACCUUAAUGGAGACACUCCGCUCAUACCCUUGUCCAAAAUUCUCCUAACACUAUGAUUCCUUUUGCUUCUGACUAGGGGUGGUUAUUGGGCGGGUCGGUGCGGGUCAUUAGCGGGGCGGGUCGGUUGCGGGUCAUGAUGAAUAUUUAGCGAGUCAGGGUCGGGUCAGGGUCAAUGCGGGUCAGGGUCGAGGUAAAAGUAAAACGGGCCAUUAACUUCUACUAAUCUUUAAAUAGCAUACUAAUCUUAAUAUAUAGAUGGAUUAAUAGUAUACUUUAUCAAGCCUUUAUUGGUUUGAUUUAAUUCAAGUAUUUUCAAAUUGUAGCUAAUAUAGAAAUGAAAACAUUCAAUGGCACAAGUGCAGAAAAUAUGUGACAUGAUUAGCACACAAAAUUAAGGGUUAUAAUCAUUCAUCCAUGAGUUCAGAUCAAACACAAUUAUAAUCAAGCAAAAAAAACUCCCAAAUUAUAAUUAAAAACACCAAAAUAAAUCAGCAUUAGCAACACCAAGAACAACAGACUCAUAAGUAGCAAAAUUACCCACAAUCCUUUUAUCACUCUCCAAGCUCAAGUAAGAAGCAAAAUCACCCAGAAGAAAAUCCAAUUUGAAUUGAUUUUCGAUCACAUCAUAUAACCUAAACCGGAUCUUCAAUCAGAUAUUAAAAUUGAAUAACAGAUUAAGAGAGAGAAAAUGAUGUUACCUGAGACUCUGAGUGCGCGGCUUCAAUGGAGAACUCUGAGUGCGCUUCAAUGGAGAACUCUGAGUGCGCUUUAAUGGAGAACUAUGAAGUUGCGCUUCAAUGGAGAACUCUGAAGUUGCGCUUCAAUGGAGAACUCUGAGUGCUUUAAUGGAAAACUCUGAAGUUGCGCUUCAAUGGAGAACUCUGAGUGGCUUCAAUGGAGGAGAGAGAAAAUGGAGGAGAGAGAAAAUGGAAGAGAGGUAGUAGCUGACUGCUGACCCUUACAAUUAUUAUUGGGCUCUUUAGUUUAAUUAUUAAAUUAUUGGGCUAUAAAAUAAAACCCUAUAAAAACCCUAUAAAAUAAGACCCUAUAAAAGCCCUGUCCAUUAAAAAAUUAAAGGGUCAAAACCCUUUAGUAUUAGGCCCGACCCUUUUGCCAUUGGGUAGCCCUACCCAAUAACCAGGCCUACUUCUGACAGUUCUGAGUCAUCGUGCAGUUAUGAAGUGUUGUCAUUGUCAAAAUCAUCCCUUGUGGAGGACUUAAUAGAUCUAUUUUGUUCGUAUUUUAAUAAAGCUCAGGAAGAGGCUAGUGUAAAAGGAGGUCGUUAUGACCCGCCAUGGUUGGUGCAAAAUGCGGAAGGAAAUACACCCAUUCAUGAAGCACUCAGAGUAAAUCAUGGCAAGAAAGUGGUGAAAAAACUAUUAAAGCUGGAUCUUGCAGUUACUGCUAAUUUGACAAACCUUCUCAAUGAAACACCUCUUCACCUCGUAGGUGGACGUCCUGCGGGUAAGUCGCUAAAGCUUUGUUCUGUCAUGUGAAAACAAAUGUGUCAAGUCCUGUCAUAACUUAUUAUCCUGCUUGAUUAGCUGCGGAACCACUGGACGAAGACGACAUGAAAACAUUGAAGGACGCAAAUACGGAUGCGGCUUGCACAUUUGACAAGAAUGGGCUAACACCCCUUUUGAGGGCGACUCAGAUUCAUAAUUUGGCUACAAUUUCAACAUUUCUUAAUCAAUCCCCUGAAGCAACAUUUAUGGCCGAUGAAAAAUAUGGCAAAACAUUUAUGCACCUGUUAAUAAAUCGUCCUUCAUACUAUACUAAUAAGAACCUUCUUAAAGUAGAUCCAAACUUGAAAAAUAUUCUUGUCCGUGAAGAUUAUGAAGGAAACACGCCAUUGCAUUUAGCAACUAAAGGUGGACGCUUUGACCAUGCAAUUAAUUUUCUUAAAUAUAUGAUGAAGCCUGAAGAGAUGAACGAUCUUCUAGAAAGGAAGAAUGAUGCUGGUAUAACUCCUAGCGAUUUAAUAAGAUCCUCACAAGAGAUUCCU